Molecule: messenger RNA, 624 nt
Organism: Penicilliopsis zonata CBS 506.65
Lineage: Eukaryota; Fungi; Ascomycota; Eurotiomycetes; Eurotiales; Aspergillaceae
Exons: 2
Coding region: 1-624 (207 amino acids)
Biological process (GO): cell redox homeostasis; cellular response to oxidative stress
Cellular component (GO): cytoplasm
Molecular function (GO): thioredoxin peroxidase activity
Source: RefSeq, a predicted model, not a curated record
AUGGUUGAAUUAAGAAAGCGCAAAAUACGCACACAAUCUCCAGCCCCAGAGAAAAGAAAGAAGACAGCAAGUACAGCAGUCAACCGGAGCAGACAAACUGCUAAAACAAAUGACGACACUUCACAUGGUAACCUCUCCUCAAAAGGUUUACCACAAGUUGGCGAUACUAUAUCACUUGACGGGUUCGGUGGGGAACUUGAGAAAAAUGAUGGAGGAAAAGUGACACUGAGAAGCCUCCUAGACGAGAGCAAGUCGGGUGUUGUGCUCUUCACAUAUCCCAGAGCUUCGACUCCUGGAUGUACCAAACAGGCCUGUUUAUUCCGGGAUAAUCAUGAUCACUUGACCUCAACUGGCUUUUCUAUAUAUGGCUUAUCCACCGAUUCACCCAAAGCCAAUACCACUUUCCAAACGAAACAGAGCCUUCCUUAUCCUCUGCUUUGCGACGUUCAUGCCACACUAAUUGCCGCGAUUGGGAUGAAGAAGUUACCAAAAGGCACAACUAGAGGGGUUUUUGCUAUUGAUAAGAAUGGUAAGGUUUUGCUCUCCAAAGCUGGGGGGCCCGAUGCAACUGUUGAGGCAGUACAGAAACUGGUAGAUGGGGUUCUGAAUGGGAAUGACCUAUAA